Penicillium alfredii is the source of this 387-nucleotide messenger RNA. Its product is annotated as Cytochrome P450 oxidoreductase. NCBI's taxonomy places the organism in Eukaryota, Fungi, Ascomycota, Eurotiomycetes, Eurotiales, Aspergillaceae. Gene Ontology annotation, molecular function: heme binding; iron ion binding; oxidoreductase activity, acting on paired donors, with incorporation or reduction of molecular oxygen. The coding region runs from base 1 to 387 and encodes 128 amino acids. The record is from RefSeq and is a predicted model, not a curated record. The transcript has a single exon.
AUGGCUCCCUCGCAAUGUCUGCGGUCUAUAUCCUAUCAACAGCACUCGUGCUCCUCCUGCUUUCGAACGGAUAUGCGACUCCGUCCUUCUGUGGAACUGAUCCUCGAGCGCGAAGUGCCCUCGGACGGGGCGUCCAUCUGUGGGAAAGAAAUCCCCGCCGGGACAGUAGUCUGCAUCAAUGCGUGGGUUCUCCAUCGAGACCCACAAGUUUUCCCUGAGUCAGACGCGUUUGUGCCUGAGCGCUGGCUUCAGAGCUCCCCGGAAGAGCUGAAGGAAAUGGAGCAAAAGCUUCUUCGCCUUUGGGGCUGGAUCGCGGACUUGUAUCGGAAAGAACAUUUCGCUCAUGGAGAUGCAGAAUGUUGUCCAACAACUGCUGCGCGAAUUUGA